UUAAAGGGAGAGUUUUAAAAAAAAUUAAGUGCAUUUAAAGAAAAGUCGCCAUCGAUUAGUUUUUAAAAAGAAUUUUAAAUUUCUCAGGGCGUGAAUAUUAUUUUUAAAUAUUAUUCAUUGAAACAUUUUUCACUGUUGAAUUAUAAAAAUCAAAUCACAACGAAUUGAUACCAAAAAUACUGGCGAUCGGAAGACGCAGAAAUGUCUGCUUCUGACGUUCUGUAUAAUGGCAUUCAAAUAGACAUUCACUUAGCACCGUACAACGCUGUAGUGUUCGCUGAUAAAUCCUUUCCAAAACUUGAAUUUUGCGGUGCAGCAAUAAUUACCUCGCGGCAUCUUAUUUCUGCAGCCUACUUCUUUUCUAUAAAUCAACAUAAGAAUUUUAAAGUUGUUACUGGAUCCACCCUCGUAAGUUCCUAUGAAAAUUAUAAUUUUACCGAGAACACUAAUUAUCACAGUGUAAAUAAGGUUUACAUUCACGAGAAGUACGAUUCCUCUGAGAUUUAUCACAAUAUUGCACUCAUAGAGUUAACCAGUUUGUUGCAUUUUUCGUAUAAAAUUAACUACAUUCCGCUGAUGAGCCUUCAGGAUGUGUACAAUAAUAUCGAAAAUGAAUUAACUAUGACGAUCACUGGCUAUGGACGGGAAUAUAAUCAACAAUUCAGCCACUUGAGGGAACAAAUAUUAGAAAUAAAUGACGUUCGGUUACAUAAACUUAACGAACGUCUUUUGCUACUCAAUAGAAAAGAUUUAAAAUCUUGUUUUGGAGAUUCGGGAAAUCCAGGUGUUAUCAAAGGGAAAUUGGCAGCAGUGAUGAUCUAUGAGGAAUUUUGCAAUGUCACAAAAUUACCACUGUUACUCACUGGAAUUCCUUAUUAUUACGAGUGGAUUAAAUAUUACGUUGGACAAGAGCGUCUUGAAAAGUACCCGGAUCUUAAUUAACAUCUACAAUAUUUAUUUAUACAUCCAAAAAUUAAAAGAAAUUUUAAAAAACAUCAAAAUCUUUCAUUCUUAUAGUUCUGCUAAUGAUGAUGAUGAUGAUGAUGUUAAAAUACAAUUUCGAAUCAUUAAUUCUCCUUUGGACUCCAUUUAUCCUCGAAAAACUUCAUUUUUAAAUAAAUAUUUAAUCAUUAUUAAUUGAAGGUAUUCCUUCUGAAUCAAUGAACAAAAUUUUUUAAUUUAACAGUAUAUGCUUUUGAGUCAAUGAAUAUAUAGUUUUUAAAUUUAAAAGUUUUGUCACUCGUACUCGUACAUCAAGACUUAGAGAAUUUUGAAUU
Molecule: messenger RNA, 1277 nt
Organism: Leptopilina heterotoma
Lineage: Eukaryota; Metazoa; Arthropoda; Insecta; Hymenoptera; Figitidae
Product: trypsin epsilon-like
Exons: 6
Coding region: 202-942 (246 amino acids)
Biological process (GO): proteolysis
Molecular function (GO): serine-type endopeptidase activity
Source: RefSeq, a predicted model, not a curated record